Striga asiatica is the source of this 1763-nucleotide messenger RNA. NCBI's taxonomy places the organism in Eukaryota, Viridiplantae, Streptophyta, Magnoliopsida, Lamiales, Orobanchaceae. The record is from the annotation of a GenBank genome assembly.
CCUAAUUCCUCUCUAUUUAAGUAAUUGGGACAUCAGCCGCUCCUCAUCUCCUUCUUAUUUAAAAAUUUCCCAUCCCCUCUCCCUCUUCUCGGCAAAGACGAGCUCCGACCGAAAGUUGCUGAGGACUGCCGAUUUCCUCCAGUGACGCCGCACGCCGUCGUGUCUUUCUUCACCGGCAAACUCGCGAGCAGACGCAGAUCCCAGCUUCCAAUCGCCAAUCUUAGCCUUUCUGUCAAUCCACCAUAGCCGCGCGACUCCAUCUCCGAACAGCAACAGCGGCCCGCCGUGAUGACAGCAGCUUCCGUCCGUUCAUCCGACCCCUCGUCAGCCCUCCCCAGGCAGCCACGACGAGAGCGAAUUUCUGAGAGGCCAACUUCAGGCGACUGAGGGAGAAUCAUCUAGCGACGGCAAAUUCCGAGAGGCCCGACUGAGAACAAACAGAUGGCGAUUAGAGCAUAUUCCUGGCGAGCACACCCGAUUUCCGACGAAUUUCAGUCAGCAAUGGCUCGAGCUCUGUCCGACGACUUGUUCUCGGAGCAGUCAGCGAUGGCUCGAGCUCUGUCCGACGACUUGUUCUCGGAGCAGGUUCGUCUUCUUUUCUGGCGGGUCGAGCCACCAGCGGCGAGGUCGAACUAUUCACUGCGAUACGAGCUCUGUUGCGGCGGAGCAGGUUCGAGGCACUACCGACGAUCAGAAUCCCGUGGCUGACGAGCAGGUCAGGUUGGUCGCAAUCGAGGCUCUAGUUUCUGGCGAUAUUUCGAGGAUGCUAACAACCCGAGAACUCCUCUGACCGAGAGAAAUUUCGAGCACCACCUGACGGACAGAGGAGGGCUGGGAGCUGAUGGGGCACGAUUGAGAGCAACAGCGGGCCGGGCCAUUUCCGAGAGUGACUGGGAGCAGCCAGGAGUCUAAUAAAUCGAGCGUCUGGCUGCAGUGAUCCGGGCCCAUUCUUCCAAAAACAAGAGCCCAUGUUGUGUAGACAAGACCCGAAUCUUUUUCCCCAAUUUAUUCCAGACGAAAGCGGCCCACCUCCCUCAUCGAGAAUCAGAGCAUCGUAUCUCGCGGAAUUGAGACAUCAGCCGCUCCUCAUCUCCUUCUUCUUUAAAAAUUUCCCAUCACCUCUCCCUCUUCUCGGCAAAGACGAUCUCCGACCGAAAGUUGCCGAGGACUGCCGAUUUCCUCCAGUGACGCCGCACGCCCCUUUCUGUCAAUCCACCAUAGCCGCGCGACUCCAUCUCCGAACAGCAACAGCGGCCCGCCGUGAUGAGCAGCAGCUUCCGUCCGUUCAUCCGACCCCUCGUCAGCCCUCCCCAGGCAGCCACGACGAGAGCGAAUUUCUGAGAGGCCGACUUCAGGCGACUGAGGGAGAAUCCAUCCAGGGACGGCAAAUUCCGAGAGGCCCGACUGAGAACAAACAGAUGGCGAUUAGAGCAUAUUACUGGCGAGCACACUCGAUUUCCGGCGAAUUUAAGUCAGCGACGGCUCGAGCACUGUCCGACGACUUGUUCUCGGAGCCGCGGCGAGGUCGAACUAUUCACUGCGAUACGAGCUCUAUUGCGGCGGAGCAGGUUCGAGGCACUACCGACGAUCAGAAUCCCGCGGCUGACGAGCAGGACGCUAACAACUCGAGAACUCCUCUGACAGAGAGAAAUUUCGAGCACCACCUGACGGACAGAGGAGGACUUGGAGCUGACGGGGCACGAUUGAGAGCAACAGCGGGCCGGGCCAUUUCUGAGAGUGACUGGGAGCAGCCAGGAGUCUAA